Schistocerca piceifrons (Central American locust) is the source of this 1051-nucleotide messenger RNA. RefSeq lists its product as uncharacterized. The record is from RefSeq and is a predicted model, not a curated record. The transcript has 4 exons. Lineage: Eukaryota; Metazoa; Arthropoda; Insecta; Orthoptera; Acrididae. Bases 48 to 836 code for a protein of 262 amino acids.
CGCGGAGAUUAUAACCGAUUUGCUGACUGUAACGGCUUCGAGGAUGAAUGCAGUCGACUUUUCCUCACCAGCCAUUACAGACAAGUUACAACGUGCACCUGGAACGGUGGUCUCUUCGCCUCGUCUACAUGUCGGCUUUCGUCACAGCCGUAAUCCUCAACGCCGCUUACUGCGCCAGAGUUGUCUCUCACCUGGCCAAUUCGAACAGAUCUCUGCCUUUCACAAAUCUGGAGGAGGCGUACGCUUCUGGCUACGAGAUACAAGUCGUGCCCGGAACAUCUGCUGCUGAGACGUUUCAGUAUGCAUCAGAGGGAAUCCUACAAACCAUUAACAACGAGAUGAUUCAGCCAAAAUAUUUUUAUCUUCCCGUCACCAUUAACGAAGGGCUGUUGCACAUGUGCAACUGGAAGAAGACUUGUUUUGUGUCAGAGAGGAAUUCCGUACGGUGCUCGCGGCAACACCCUUGUGACGCCAUUGAAAUUUCAGUCUCGAUGUCAUCCGUCUAUUUGGGCUUUGCACUCAGAAAACAGAGCCCUUUCACACGCAUCAUCAGUUACAAAAUGGAGAAACUGCGAACGAGCGGUAUUCUGAAGAGACUUAAAUCGACGUCUUGUAAUCCAGCGCAGCCAGAUCAGGGCAGUAAUUUCAAACGAGUGCAGUUCAAAAACGCAGCACCUUUGUUAGCAAUAAUGUUCUUUGCUAUUGUUGUUUCAUUUGUACUGGUGCUAUGGGAAAGAGUAUUAUUCCGGUACACUCACAAAACACAUCAUACCUCCGACCGUAAGUUCAAAAAAUGCAGGAAGAGGGUCACACAUAUGCCUAAGUAUUUACCGUAGUCAAGGAGACUUUGAUCAUUGGCAGUGUAGUUCAUAUCAUGAGGGUAAACAUGGUUCUUUUCUUUUUGCUUGCUAUCGACUACUUUCUAAGAUCUCCCUUGUUCCCACUUCUUUCUCACUAUACUCUCUUUCUCAGGAACGAUCUAUACAUAUAUCGUUCCUGAGCCCAAUAACGCCAGACCCACGAACCACAUUCUUCACCGUCUAACUCCUCU